UAUAACUGGCUAUGCUGUGAUGGCUGGUGCUGCAGAAAGACUUGUGCUUGGAUAUGACAGCUUCGGGAACAUAUGUGGUAGGAAGAAUGCUCCUGUAAAAGGGGCACCUCUUUCUGGACAGGACAUGACUAAUAAAAAGUAUGUGUUCUUUCUGAAUUCAUGCAAACUGAAAAUGCAAAGCCACAAAAUCAGUUCACUUUGCUUGUGCGUGUCUAGUUGUCCACGAGAGCAACUCAACUCUUUGGAAGAUCUUCAGAGUUUUGCAAGGAAUAAUGGUUCUUUUCUCUGCAUUUACAACCCAAAUGUUUCCAGUUACACGUAAAAUUCAAAGGUAGCUCAGCCGUGUCCCACACUACCAAUUCCACCAAAGUAA
Messenger RNA from Chiroxiphia lanceolata (lance-tailed manakin), 373 nucleotides. Its product is annotated as choline transporter-like protein 3. The coding region runs from base 20 to 322 and encodes 100 amino acids. The transcript is spliced from 3 exons. NCBI's taxonomy places the organism in Eukaryota, Metazoa, Chordata, Aves, Passeriformes, Pipridae. The record is from RefSeq and is a predicted model, not a curated record.